Molecule: messenger RNA, 618 nt
Organism: Suillus paluster
Lineage: Eukaryota; Fungi; Basidiomycota; Agaricomycetes; Boletales; Suillaceae
Product: mitochondrial 30S ribosomal protein S13
Exons: 2
Coding region: 43-543 (166 amino acids)
Biological process (GO): translation
Cellular component (GO): mitochondrion; small ribosomal subunit; ribosome
Molecular function (GO): structural constituent of ribosome; RNA binding
Source: RefSeq, a predicted model, not a curated record
AGCUUUGAAGUCGCCGCCGUUCACUUGAAUUCACUCUAAGCCAUGGUUCACGUCUUGGGGGUGCAGCUGCCAGACUACCAAUAUGCGAGGUUCGCUUUGACUGCAUUCUAUGGCAUCGGCCAUAAAACUGCACAUCGACUUUGUGCACGUCUUCAAAUUCACGACAAGUGCAAAGUCCGAAGUCUAUCGCCCCAUCAAAUCACAGAACUUGCCGCAUUCCUUUCAUCCCCUUCUACUUCAACCCCACUUCCCCGUUUGCCAUUGGCCACGCCGUCCUACAAACCUCCACCGGCUUCAACUGCAUUAGCGGUCCUAAAGGAGGAGACGAAGAAGCUCGCGAAGAAGGCUUGGGCAGAUCCCUUGAGGAAUAUCAAGAUUGAGAGCGAAGCAAGGAGAGUGGUUAAAGAUAAUAUUGCACACCAGCGCAUGAUAGGAAGUUAUGUCGGCAAGAGGCAUGCUAUGGGUCUGCCCGUCCGCGGACAGAACACCCAAAACAACGCGCGGACCGCAAAGAAACUCAACAGGGUCGAUCGUCGUGGUUGAGGGUUUUUACCGCCCAAUUAUGUAUGUGCUUAUAUCCUCGGAAGUCACUUACAUCCCUCUCCGCGCAUCUCCCUU